ACCCCCUCCGCUGCGUGUAUCUGGCGUGUGUAAAUGUUGGGGUGUGACAGUGCUAUAUUAAAGGGGCAUACAUGCUGAUUCAUCUGGUCAGUAGACAAGCACGACAAGUGUGCGACAUUUAGUUACUAACAAAGAGACCGGGUUUGUAGAACACGCUGAGAGUACAGCAGAGGUGAGGAGCGGGAGAGAAGCCGCCGGCCCGCGUGUUUGCGCUGUCUCACGUUGGACGCUGUGCGCCUGACCGAAUAUGUACAGAAAUGAGUCGGGCUUUUUCAGCCGGGCAGACAUGCUGAUUCAUCAGGAGGUAGAGCUUCAGAAAGCCUGAAUGACGGCGCGACGGGGACAGGUGGUCUCUCCUUUGUCUGGAGAGAGAACUGAGGCUCAAGCCAUGCCAAUGUGUCCAGUCGCAAGCCCAGCAGCGGAAUCCAAGUCUGAAGAAGAUUCAUCGUUUGCACUGUACUGGUCAGGGUGACUGCAGAAACGGAAGAGAAGCCCUCGCUCUUCGACUUGCACUGUAAGCAAAGUCUCCUGUGGCAUGACGACCUCAAACAAAGGAAGCAUGGCCUUAAAGGUAAAAAGGGAGCCAGGAGAGAAUGGGACAAGUCUGACAGAUGAUCAGCUGGUGACAAUGUCGGUGCGUGAACUGAACCAGCAUCUGCGAGGUCUUUCCAAAGAAGAGAUCCUGCAAUUGAAGCAACGACGACGCACACUAAAGAACCGUGGCUAUGCAGCCAGCUGUCGAGUCAAGCGUGUAACUCAGAAGGAAGAGCUGGAAAAGCAAAAAGCAGAACUUCAGCAAGAGGUAGAAAAAUUAGCUUUGGAAAAUGCCAGCAUGAAAGUGGAGCUGGAUGCUCUGAGAUCCAAAUAUGAAGCCCUGCAAAAUUUUGCUAAGACUGUUGCCCGUAGCCCAAUGACCCCUGCUAGAGGGCCAAUUGCUUCCGUAAUUUUGCCUUGCAUCCCUGGUAAGGUAGCAACCACCAGUGUCAUUACAAUAGUCAAGUCAAAAACAGAUGCCAGAUCUUAGUAUCUGGAAAAAUAGGAGUGUGAAGUCCAAGAGAA
This is a messenger RNA of Polypterus senegalus (gray bichir), 1059 nucleotides long. RefSeq names its product transcription factor MafG. Gene Ontology annotation, molecular function: DNA-binding transcription factor activity, RNA polymerase II-specific; RNA polymerase II cis-regulatory region sequence-specific DNA binding. Lineage: Eukaryota; Metazoa; Chordata; Cladistia; Polypteriformes; Polypteridae. The transcript is spliced from 4 exons. The record is from RefSeq and is a predicted model, not a curated record. Gene Ontology annotation, cellular component: nucleus. Bases 536 to 1024 code for a protein of 162 amino acids. Gene Ontology annotation, biological process: regulation of epidermal cell differentiation; regulation of transcription by RNA polymerase II.